AUGGACGACACCGUGCGGAUCAACAGGGUGCUGGGCCCCGAGGCCAGCCUGCCCUUCCUGAGCUUGUCGGGGGGGACCAGCGGCGUGCAGGUGCUCAGCCCACUGCUGGAGCAGAUCGCGGUGGGGCCCACGGACGGCACUGUGGGAGUCGUGGUGCGCAACGCCGCGCCCACGGGAGAUGCCAAGCUGCUCCUCGACGCCAACAACCAGGCGGGCGUGGCGGAGCUCAAGGUGCUGGCCGGCGGCAAUUGCGAGCUCAACGCGCAGUUCCAAUUCAUAAGUUUAAACACCACCAACGGCCUGGCCAACCUGGCGAUCGAGCCCAACAUCGGGGGCAGCAACGAUGGAGAGGUCAUUUUUGGUUAUGGCUUCGUCAACCUGAGCGACCGGGCGCUCAAGGAGAACCUGUGGUCACCCGAGUGGAAGCAUCGCGGCCGCCAGCGGGCUAUCGGCUCGGGGUCGUAUGAGCAGUAUUGCACUCUGGGACUCUUCGCCUAUGGAGGCAACGAUCCCAUGCUCUCAAAAGCUUCCGUCAACCGAGACGCCUGCGUGGCACUCAAUCACUUUCUGCGAUAUCGCUUUCCCGAUGCGACUUGGACUUCCAUCGCGGUGGUGCUGAACCCUCGCAUUGGUCUGCAUCGAGACAUUCUGAACAUGAUUGGCAAGCCGAACCACGCAAUCGCUCUCGGGUCCUUCACGGGAGGCAGGAUCUGGGUCGAAGACGAUGAUGGCGCGGCUCCGGAACUGCGAGUUACGAAGCGCAACACUCAGCAGCUUUGGGGCUCAUGGAUAGACAUGCACGACAAGCCCGUCUCUUUCAACGCUCGCCGCUAUCACAAAGUGGAGCCCCAUGAGGGCCGUAUGUGGGCCAUCGCCGCUUACACACCCCAAGCGUUCGCGCGCUGCUCUCGGGAAAACUGCGAUGCAGCCACAUGUCUGGGCUUCCCGACGGGAAAGAGUGAAGGCACCAAGUGA
Symbiodinium sp. CCMP2592 is the source of this 975-nucleotide messenger RNA. The record is from the annotation of a GenBank genome assembly. NCBI's taxonomy places the organism in Eukaryota, Dinophyceae, Suessiales, Symbiodiniaceae.